GCCUCCGAGCAUUCGGCGAAUAAUCCUGAUAUCAGGCGAUAAGGUGAGCGAACAGGUAGCACCCUCGCGGCAGUCUGCCAACGUCCGUCGUAAAGGUGCUAUUGGAUUUACGGAUACAAGGACGCCUAUCUGUCGGUCAGGAGAUCAUGCCUAAUGGUCGGAAGGAGGCGUAUGUGUUAACUAACACGACUGCCAUAUUGGGUGCUUUAGUUAUGUAAGCACUACCCAAUAUGGAUGCAAGUUUCAACGAAUCCUCUCGUUUCUCAUGCACCUCUCAACUCAAUGUCGCCUAGCACAGUUUUAGGGUUGCCGAACAGCGUUGUGCCCCGGAUGUAAUAUUUCGAAGCCUCCAAAGCCGUAGCAUCAAUGAUCUGAAUGUCUUCAUGGCAGACGCGUACCUAUCUCUAAACCAAUUGCAGGUCAGGGUUCUGCUACCCAUGACUACUUGUGUAGCAUUUGUCUCUAGGCCAUCUGUGCACAUGCGGCACUCGGAGCGUGUUGAUUAGCGUUCAAAUAUAAGAGCGCGGAAGGAGGUAGUACCUCUACAAUCACCCCGUCCAACAUGCAGCCCAUCACAACUAGCCUCACCAAAUUGCUCAACAUCAAGACCCCCAUCCUGGCGGCGCCCAUGGCCUUCGCCUCCACGGCGGAGCUUACUGUCGCUGUCAGUGGAAGUGGGGCCUUUGGUUUCUUUGGAGCAGGAUUUGACACUUCAGCUCAGCUGAAGGAGACAAUCCAAACUGUUCGCACGAAGCUAAACCUGCCUAAAGGUGUUCCCGUCCCCAUGGGCUUCGGGUUCAUCGGAUGGAUUCUGGAGAUGACGGAAUCGUCUGACGAUCCCCGACUCGCCACCAUUCUCGAUGAGCUCCCCGUUGCCAUUUGGUUCGCGUUCGGCGUCGACCUUGGCAAAUAUGUUGCUCAGGUGCGCGCUCACGAUGCGAAACGAGAUCACAAAACCGUAGUCUUCGUCAUCGUGAACUCCGCUACUGAUGCCGUGCGAGCUGCAAAUGAGUGGGGAGUUGAUGUCAUCGUGGCGCAAGGAAACGAAGCAGGUGGUCAUGGCGGUUCUAUUUCCCCUCCUCUGUUUGAUCUCUUGCCUGAUGUGCUUGCUGCCCUUCCCAAUGGGCCUCCGGUUGUCGCUGCAGGCGGUGUUGCUACCGGCGCUCAGGUUGCUUCAUUGUUGGCUUUGGGAGUAUCGGGCGUCGUCCUGGGCACGCGCUUCCUCUUCACCAACGAAUGUCGGUACACCGACCAGAUUAAAUCUGUCCUCGUCGACGCAGACCUCAGAGCAACUCAACGUAGCUUGUGCUUUGACGAAGUCAAUCGCACCAACUACUGGCCUCCUCUUCACGACGGUCGCGCCAUCGCUAAUCAGAUAUGGGACGACUUCACCUCCGGGCUUUCUCUUGAGGAGCGGUUGAAGAAGCACGACGAAAGCAAUGCGAAGGGCGAGAAGGACCGGCUUGUCAUCUGGGCUGGAGUCGGCGCGGGACUCACAAAAACGAUCAGUCCUGCAGCAGAUGUCGUGAAGGAAUUACACGAGGGCACUCUCAAGGCCAUCAAGGCCACCUCGGCUCUGCUUGGGUGAAUCUGCGUUCCUGUGCCACUCACCUUCAUUUGUUAUUAUAUCAUCUUUUCGAUAGAAUGGUCUUUUCAAGCGUAAUUUACAAAUGAAUCUAUUCAUAGGCGGGACGAUCUGCUAGCUAAUGCGUCUGGACUGAUGGUUUGAAAGAUGAUCAUUGUGUCAUGUCAGUAUGGCCAGACGUACAGGUCAGGUUAAAUGCGCCAACGCCGGGGUGCAAUCACUGAGAUGGACUUGUAUGUGUAUGCGUGGGAUGUUCAAUCACGAUCCGCGGCGGACGAGGAUAGUACAUACAUGGGGUGGUGAUACAAUGAGUAAGCUUACAACAACAUGAUGUUUCACGAACACAUGUUACAAAUAAAUAAGAGUAGCAUCAGCCCUCCAAUCCAAUCAGAACGCCAAAGUGAUUUCUUCCU
This is a messenger RNA of Somion occarium, 1998 nucleotides long. The record is from the annotation of a GenBank genome assembly. Lineage: Eukaryota; Fungi; Basidiomycota; Agaricomycetes; Polyporales; Cerrenaceae.